AUGGAUUUGUUCUGCGGAGAGGAUUCCGGCGUGUUUUCCGCCGAAUCAACGGCUGAUUUCUCAUCGGAGGAAGUCGAUUCAUGGCCGGAUGAUUCAAUCGCAAGUUUUAUCGAAGACGAGAGACACUUUGUUCCGGGAGUUGACUAUCUCUCUAGAUUCCAAUCUCGAUCUCUCGAUGCUUCCGCUAGAGAAGAAUCCGUCGCAUGGAUACUCAAGGUACAAGCGUAUUACAGUUUUCAGCCUUUAACGGCGUAUCUCGCCGUUAACUAUAUGGACCGGUUUCUUUACGCUCGUCGAUUACCGGAAACGAGUGGUUGGCCAAUGCAACUUUUAGCAGUGGCAUGCUUGUCUUUAGCUGCAAAGAUGGAGGAAAUUCUCGUUCCUUGUCUUUUUGAUUUCCAGGUUGAAGGAGUGAAGUACAUAUUUGAAGCUAAAACGAUAAAAAGAAUGGAACUUCUUGUUCUGAGUGUGUUAGAUUGGAGACUAAGAUCAGUCACACCCUUCUGCUUCCUCAGCUUCUUCGCUUACAAGAUCGAUCCUUUAGGAACUUUUCUCGAGUUCUUUCUCUCCAAUGCAACAGAGAUUAUACUAUCCAACAUAAAAGAAGCGAGCUUUCUUGAGUAUUGGCCAUCGAGCAUAGCUGCAGCUGCGAUUCUCUGUGUAGCCAACGAACUCCCUUCUCUAUCCUCUGCUGCGAAUCCGCACGAGAGCCCUGAGACUUGGUGUAACGGAUUGAGCAAAGAGAAGAUUGUGAGAUGUUAUAGGCUGAUGAAAGCAAUGACGGUAGAGAAUAACCGAAGAAAUUCACCAAAAGUGAUACCAAAGCUACGAAUUCCCAAGGAUAAAGUAAGAUGA
Molecule: messenger RNA, 855 nt
Organism: Arabis nemorensis
Lineage: Eukaryota; Viridiplantae; Streptophyta; Magnoliopsida; Brassicales; Brassicaceae
Source: the annotation of a GenBank genome assembly